AUGUGUUCUAUGUCAUUUAACCAAAAUGCCAACGACAACUACUCUCCAUCUCUCGUUCCCGCUCUCUCCUCGCUCACUCGCGCGUCGCGCGGGACUGAUGAGAUCUCAGCUAUACUUCUUUUUCGACUGAACCAGUACACUUCCUUUCUCCUCACUCCACUCACCCGCUGCUCACCCGAAGUCGAUCGCCGGCGACGAUUUCCGAUCAUCAUGUCCUCCUCCUCCUACGGCCGCACUUCAAAUGUUCCGGCGAACCUGUUUGAGGUGAGGGAGCUCAACGACGAGUCGGAUUUCGAAACUGUCGUCUCAGCCGACAGUCGUUUCUCCGUCUGUGGCUUCGGUUCCCUCCUCUCUGAAAGAAGCGCGAGGAGUACAUUCCCGGACCUCGUCAAUUUCAGACUUGCGAGAUUGAACGGAUUUCGCCGCAUCUUUGCUCAUGUCACUCCAAUUUUCUUUGAGCGUGGAAUCGCCAGGCCAGAAACCAAGGAAAUUUCAAGCCUGAGUGCAGAGCCCUGUGAAGGGGAAAGCCUGAUAGUUACAGUUUUUGAAAUUAAAAAAUCAGAGAUUCCUGCUUAUUUAGAGAGGGAAAUUGAAUAUCGAUUCCUCGCGGUACUUCCUGAAACUCUUGAUGGGAAGCCAUUUGAUAAGCCAGCGGUGCUUUGUGCUUGCUCUAAUGAUGAAGAAUUUAUCCGGGUUCGAUGCAAAGGAAGCAAGGAAAGAUUCUUUCAGCUAUAUGGGCAAUAUAAAAUUGAUAAGAUUUGGCAAGAUGAUAUAUUACCUUGUCGAGCAUAUCUUCGGCACUGUGUGUUAGCAGCAAAGAAUCUCGGUGAUGAAGUGUACGACAACUUCUUGGAUCACACAUUCCUUGGAGACCGUAAAACAACCAUCCGUCAGUAUUUGGCCUCAAAAGGUUCAGGCAUCAUGGAAGAGGAGCCUCCUGAAUCUCUCAAGCUCCGUUAUGGUGGUUGAUGUUCAUAUAUUUUAUAAAUCCCACACACCAUUUUGUUUGUAAGAAUGAGCUAAUAUUAAUGUAAGCUUUUUAUGUCUUUUUUCACAUCAUAAAAUGUAAGCUUUUCACUCUUACACCAGUAAUUUGUACUUUUAAGGACGCAGUGGAAAUUUACCAUUACCAAAACAUUAUUAUAUAUUAAAAUUUGACGACUA
Ziziphus jujuba (common jujube) is the source of this 1164-nucleotide messenger RNA. RefSeq lists its product as uncharacterized. The record is from RefSeq and is a predicted model, not a curated record. The transcript has 9 exons. NCBI's taxonomy places the organism in Eukaryota, Viridiplantae, Streptophyta, Magnoliopsida, Rosales, Rhamnaceae. Bases 1 to 969 code for a protein of 322 amino acids.